AUGAGCUACGAAGAAAUCGAUAAGGAUGCCUAUGGUACAGAUGUAUUUACGAAUGGUGCUGAAGGCCGUUAUUCUAAACCGAAAUCUGUAGCAAGCAAUGACACAACAGAAAAGAAACGAGCACCUAAAGCUCCUACGUCAACUACAGAUGAACAACCAUAUGAAAACGGACACAGUGAUGGAGUAGUUAAAACGAAAAAGAAGAUUCGUAAAGUUGGGGAAAAUAUUGAAAUACAAAAUGAAUAUGAAACUGUUCAAAUCGAUCCAGCUGUUGAUGGUGAAACAGUUGUUAAAACGAAGAAAAAACGCGCACCAAAAGUCCAAGCAGAAAGUGAAAAUUUCGAUCCAAUGCCUGCAACAGCCGAAGAAGAACCUGUGAAAAAGAAAAAAAGCAAAGCACCAAAAGUACCGACAACAGGAGAAGAAGAUUCGCAAUUAGUCGAUGGUGAAGCUACAAACAAUGGUUUAGAUCAACCAGCAACAACAAAAGUUAAGAAAACAAAAAAACCGAAGGCAUCGAAAGGAACAACGGAGUCAUAUGAUGAUGCGUGGACGGACAAUAAAAAUGAAUAUACUACUAAUUCAGGUAUUUAUUUAAAUCUAUAUAAAUUAUAUCUAAGAGUUUUUUUUUCACACAUUAUUGACGUUCCCCACGAAUUCGCCGAGCUAAUUGAAUAUCUUUUGGCAUAA
Rotaria socialis is the source of this 690-nucleotide messenger RNA. The record is from the annotation of a GenBank genome assembly. NCBI's taxonomy places the organism in Eukaryota, Metazoa, Rotifera, Eurotatoria, Philodinida, Philodinidae.